CAAAAAAUGAACGUCGAGCCAACGCAUCCCGCUUGAGCAAAACCGCGAGACUGAAAAGUUCUUUGUACACAUAGUUUUUUUUAAUUUAUCGUGUGCACAUAAAACACGAAAAAUGGCUUGCAUCCGUAGCAUGAACGACUUUCAUAAGAAAAUGGAUGCUGCCGAGGGUAAGGUUGUGGUCUUGGACUUUUACGCCACCUGGUGCGAGCCCUGCAAAGACAUUGACAAGAGCGUCAAGUCCCUGGCCCGCAAGUACUCCACAAAGGCGAUGGUCAUCAAGAUCAAUGUGGACAAGUUCUUAGAUCUGGUGGAUCAAUACAAGAUCAAGAACAUGCCCACAUUUAUCUUCCUACGGGGCACGACGCGCCUUGCCCGCUUCAGCGGCGCCGAUGAGCACAAACUGAUUAAAACUAUGGAAAAGCUGACCAAGUAAAUCCAGCCAAUCAAGCCUCAGGCGGGAGUGAGCAGGCUUGACCGCAAAUUUAAACCUACCUUUUUUUUACUGAAUGUGCGUUAUGUGUUUUGUAACCCUCGAAAGAGGGAAAUUGUCUUUGUGUAUGUCUAGAAUAUAAGAAAUAUGUAUUUUUUGUGGAAACUGUGAAAUUUGUCAAACAUAACCUCACCAAAAUUGUAAGAGAAAAUUUAAUCUUUUGGCAUCUGCGAUGUCGCCUUAACAUAACCUCAAUCUCACAUAAGAAAAAGAAAACGAAAAGAAACAAAACAAAAAAUUGUGUAUGUAUGUAUGUAGUCGUGCAUCUGUGAUGCGAAAAUGCGAAAUGAAAAAGAGAAUGUU
Drosophila persimilis is the source of this 793-nucleotide messenger RNA. Its product is annotated as thioredoxin-1. The coding region runs from base 113 to 433 and encodes 106 amino acids. The record is from RefSeq and is a predicted model, not a curated record. NCBI's taxonomy places the organism in Eukaryota, Metazoa, Arthropoda, Insecta, Diptera, Drosophilidae. Gene Ontology annotation, molecular function: protein-disulfide reductase activity. The transcript has a single exon.